This is a messenger RNA of Brachypodium distachyon (stiff brome), 1302 nucleotides long. RefSeq names its product SNF1-related protein kinase regulatory subunit beta-3. The transcript is spliced from 4 exons. Bases 463 to 1044 code for a protein of 193 amino acids. Lineage: Eukaryota; Viridiplantae; Streptophyta; Magnoliopsida; Poales; Poaceae. Gene Ontology annotation, molecular function: protein binding. The record is from RefSeq and is a predicted model, not a curated record.
CCCACCACCGAGCAGACCCCUGGUGCGGUCUGCCCCUCGCCUCCGCCUCCGGCCUCCCCCUUCCCCAGCGACGUUCCUCCUCCGGCCACUGGAAUCGACGGCGCACCCCAACGCCUCUGCCUCUCCGACGGCGCUUCUCUAGCUAGCCUGGAGGAUCACCUUGUCCACUAAAGCUAGAAAACGAGACGGUGCUUAAGAAUCAGGUGGCGGUAGGAAAGGGCCUAGAUGAAACAUGAGGAGGAGAAUAUGGGUAAUGAACUCCCCACCGGUGCUUAGGUGUUCAUAGUGGAAAGCACCUCCACAACGAGGCGCUGUAUAGAAAAGCAUCUCCGACCACACCGCAGCGAUGAGGCCCCAACGCUCAGCAUCAUUGGUGAUGCUAAUAAGCUCCUGUGCCACCUCGCAUGCACGGGGCAACACUGGAGCAUAAAGAUUUUGAGAGCUCUGCAGGAGUUUCUGCAUAUGACUGUCAUCGUCAGCGUUGUCACAGUCACCUGGCUCUUCAUUCCUCUGGAUUUCAACCGUGGAGUCUUGCUGUUCCUCAUCCUUCUUGGCUUUGAACAGGUUGCUCACAACAUCCUUCUCACCUGGAUUAUUACCACGUUGCUGCUCUUUGAUUUCAUCAUGAACUUUGUCAUGCAGAAGCUGGGAGUUGCUAGUAAGCAUCACACCGCACUUGAAGACGAGGCAGGAGAGUCCUGCUGCAAUAUGGACCCACAAGGCAGGGAGGACCAUGAAGGAGUGCGCGUUGUUGGGUUUGAAGUCCCAACAUCACCAGAUUCAAGCUACAGUAACCCUAUUCCUGGAAACGAAGAUGAAGCUCGAGAGCCUCCAUUGGUUCCUCCUCAUCUGCAGCAUACAUUACUGAGCUUCCCGCCGAGCCAUGACGACUCGAGCAGCCUGCCGCCGCCCCAACCCGUGGUACUCAACCACCUCUACAUAGAAAAGGAGAACUCGAGAUCCGUGGUGGCGCUGGGUAUAACGCACCGGUUCAAGGCGAAGUUUGUGACAGUUGUGCUUUACAAGCCAGUACAGAGGCGGUAGGGCGGGUGGCGAACAUCUGUGUACUCUAUGUUCCUGCCUUGUUCCAUUUGGUUCCCAUUGGGGUUGUAGCGACAUACCAAACGAAUAGAACCCCAACUGUUGUAGUCCUGGAGAAACAGAGUGAGUGAGAGAGAGAGAGAGAAACCUAGACUCGAAUGAUUUAGUCCUGUACUUAAUUGACUGCCGCUGGUCUUGAUGAUGAUGAUGGUCUAGUUGAAUGAUGGUUAUCAUCUCUGCAAAUGUUGAGCAAGUUACCUA